GCCAGGCCCUCCGCGCGGGGCCGGAAAGGUGGUCCCUCGCCAGUCGACCCGGCAGUCAGCAGCUGCGGUGAAGGAUUGGAAUGUGUUGAUCACGGCCCGUGGCCGACACAACGGCUGGGAGGCGGCGCUGGCAGCCGCCGCAGACAUGCAGAGGCACGGCUUGGCGUGGGAUCACUUCACCUUCGGUGGCCUCAUCGCAGCAUGCUCCAAGAGGAGAGCCCUAGGACCAGCCAUGGCUUUACUGGAGGAGAUGCCAAAGCAGCAGCUGCGGCCAAACGCCUUUUGCGUUGGUGCGGCUGCAAGUGCAUGCGUCCGCCAGCAGCUUUGGUCGCAGGCCUUGCGCCUCUUGCGCGACUCUCGUGAAGCGAAGAUCUCGCCCACCACGGUGACCUAUGGCACAGCUGCCGGGGCUUACGCCGUGGAAGGGCACUGGGAGUCGGCCCUGGCCUGCUUCGCCGAGUCGGCGGCUCUUGGCAUAGCCAGGAGUGUGAUCUUGGCGAACAGCGUAAUGCGUGCCUGUGAGCGCGCCAGUCAGUGGACACUGGCGCUGUGGCUGCUGCGGGAGGCGAUGCGCGCAGAGCAGCCGCCCAUGGAACCGGAUGCAGUUACAGCUGCGCCAUGCACGCCUGCGUGA
Symbiodinium sp. CCMP2456 is the source of this 634-nucleotide messenger RNA. The record is from the annotation of a GenBank genome assembly. Lineage: Eukaryota; Dinophyceae; Suessiales; Symbiodiniaceae.